AUGUCCCUCUCGCCGGCGCAAGGCGCGCCGCACGACGACGCCGCCGGCGCCGCCUCGCCGGCCGAGGGCGGCUCCAAGUUCCGGCGCUUCUUCAAGAAGUUUGGGCGGCGGCCGUCCGAUGAGGCUGUGGCCGGCACUGAGGGCGCCGCCAGCGAGACGCACGAGCGCGGCGCGCGCGAGCGCUCCCAGUCGGCGUCGGACGCCGGUGCGCUUGCGGCCGCUGGCGGCACGUCCAAGGCGGCCGCAGCAGGCCAGGCCGCGGCCGGAGGCACGGUGACGGGAAAGACUCAGCGGCGGCGUGCAUCCAAGGGCGCGGCCGAGUCGCGCGGCAGCACGCCCAAGGCGCGGCGCAGCUUCUUCGGCAGCAGCAGCGGCAAUGCCAACGCUGCGCCCGCCAACGGCGCGUCGGUGCCUGUCCCUGCGCUGCCGGCACAGCUCGCCACGACGCCCGAUCCACCAGCCACGCCGACGCCCGGCGCAGAGCUUGGCUUUGCGGCGCCGCGCGUGCCCGACCUGGCUGGCACGCUGCACCUGCCGGCCUCAGCCGCGGCCGAGGGACAGUCGCCGUCGCAGCUGCUCGCCGCUGAGCACGGCAGCGGCGGCGCCAAUGGCAUGCCGCGCUCGCCGCCGCCGCAGCUCGAAGGCCUGCCGACGCACGAGGCCUUGUUGCCCGCAGAGAUCCUGGCGUCUUCGACCGCGACGGGCAUCCCAGGUGUCCCGGCCGUGGAAGAGACGCUCGGCCCCGACGCUCUGCCUGCGCCCGGUGCAACGGCCGCUCUCGCCGUGUCGUCUGCGCCGCAGACUCACGAGGCUGGCGAGCCGGCAGCAGUCGCGCCGGCGCACCCGGAGGAGCACAGCUUUGCUUCCUCGCGUGACACGCACGACGACGACAGCAGCGUCGAGUACCGCGGGCUGGCGCGCGAUUCCCUCGACGCGCGCACGAUGGACACGGGCAAGAUGAGCCGCGCCAGCACCAAGCCGACGACGCUGAUGAGCCUCGAGCGCGAGCCGAGUACUACGAUGGCUGGCAUCGCAACGCACCGCCGCGGCGAGUCGAGCCACGCCGGCGGCUCGCCCGAGCUGGAGCGCCGCGAUGGCGCGGGCAACGCACAGCAGGGCAGCGCGGCGCCCGCCAUUUCGUUUGUCGAUCCCAUCCCGCACGCCAGCGGCGCCGUGCACGACGAGCCGUACGUCUCGGUGCCGUCGCACUCGCGGCCGCACCCGUCGAACAACCCGAUGCCGCACGGCAUGCCGUCGGACAAUGCCAGCGUGCUCACGCUUGCGUCCUCGACGGCGCCGGCGUCGAUCGGCGGCCACACGGGCUACGCCGCCUCGUCGCGCCACGGCCACCAGGCGGCCGGCUCGCUGGGCGGCGCGCGCUCCAUCGGCGGCAGUCUGAUGGGCGAGCGGCGCAACUCGAGCGACACGUACGCCAGCAUGAAGGCGCUGCCGCCGCUCAGCCGCCGCGGCAGCGACGCCAGCUCGCGCACGGGCCGCGACAGCGUCGCCGCCAGCGUCGCCGCCAGCGUCGCCGCCAGCGCCACGGGCCUCAGCUCGGCGCAGGCCAUGUCCAGCGGCGCCAGCGGGCGCGACAUUGCUGCGAUGGGCGGAGCCAGUGGGCGCGACAUUGCCGCGAUGGGCUACGUAGCCGGUCCGGGUGCGCCGGGCGACCGCAUCAGCAUGCACCGCACGCCCUCGCAGCGCACCGUCGCCACGCAGCUCUCGAUUCCCUUUUCCUCCUCGAUGGCCGCCGCAGCCCAGGCGGCGCCCGAGGCCCAGCACCGCGCCGCUGCGUCUUCGCUGUCGCAUGUCGCGGCCGCCGACGGCGGCGCGGAGGACGGCACGGUGGACACGACGGUCGAUGCGGAGCCGGCGCCGGCGGAGACGCACGAGGCGGUCACGCCGGCGCAGCAGGGGCAAGCGGCGGCGGCGUGA
Molecule: messenger RNA, 1935 nt
Organism: Tilletiopsis washingtonensis
Lineage: Eukaryota; Fungi; Basidiomycota; Exobasidiomycetes; Entylomatales
Exons: 3
Coding region: 1-1935 (644 amino acids)
Source: RefSeq, a predicted model, not a curated record